AAUCCUUCUUCCUCCUCUUCUUCAGCCGCUGCUCUGAGUUCUUCCUCCAAUUUCCCGACGACACUACACAACAUGAAUUCCGAUUCAGACUCAGAUUCCGAUGCAUCUCACGUCUCCGCCACUCCACCCAGAGCUUCAAAGCCUUCGUCUUCUUCAUCUACUCUCUUCACUUCAUCCUCAAAACCUAAUCCUAACUUCAGCAAAGCCUCUUCUUCACUCCCGCGUAUGGCCAAUUCGAAACACCUAAAACCCUCAUCCAGAGUUACUAAACAGCCUCCAUCAUCUGAUGUGAAGCAUUCUGAGAAAGAACCUUCUCCCGAUUGGACUCCUCUUCCGACUCUGCCAUAUCAAAUCCGACGGGCGUCUGAUCAGAGUCGCGCCAUUUCGUCCUCCGAAUCAAUGGAGAUGCUUCCAGCUGGGUUCUUCUCGAAGUCGCCAUCCUUCAUGAAAUUUCGUCGAUCCAGUCUUAAUUUUGAGACUUCCGAGGAUAAUCGGACUUUGUUGGAGCCGAUUCAGUUGAACAAUGCUGAAACUGAGAUUGCUGGUUGUUCAACGGCUGAUUGGGGGAUGAAAGAUGAUGUUUGUAGUCUCGGGAAUCGGGUGAAAUCCGUAAGGACACAUCCUAACUUGAUUGGAACUCACGUUUCUGUUCCGCCAAUCAAAGUGCGCAAAUGUGGAGGUGAAGGCAACUUUGUGAAGCUUAACAUGAACGGUGGGAAACGGAAAUUUAUUAAGAAAUUUAGCAAGAGAAAGUAUGGCGAGCGGAGUAGUUACCGGCCACGUCGAAAGACUAAGACGAACCUAAAAACUGAAGACUCCGAAGAGGCGGGUAGUUUCUGCGAUGAGGAUGGUUUGGUUACAGAAACAACGCAGCAUCCUCAGAAGCAGGGUAAUGGAGGUGCGAAAUUUGAUCCGAUUACCAUCGAAGAGACUAUAUCCAAUGUGCGAAAUGACCCAUCUGAUGAUAACUUGGUGAAGUUGUUGACGUUAGCUUAUGGAUACGAUUCUUUCCAAGAUGGGCAGUUAGAGGCAAUCAAAAUGGUGCUGGCCGGGAAAUCAACAAUGGUCGUUUUGCCCACUGGUGCUGGAAAAUCAAUUUGUUAUCAAAUACCGGCAAUGAUUCUACCUGGGAUAACCGUUGUUGUUAGUCCUUUGGUGGCGUUGAUGAUAGAUCAGCUAAAACAAUUGCCACCUGUAAUUCAGGGUGGCUUCUUAUGCAGCAGUCAGAGAUCUGAAGAAGUAGCUGAAACAGUGAGGCUGCUUAUCCAAGGCACUAUUAAGGUUCUCUUUGUUUCACCCGAAAGGUUUCAGAACACAGAUUUUCUGUCAAUAUUUUCUAGCAGCUUAGUGGUAUCGCUUCUUGUGGUGGAUGAAGCUCACUGUAUAUCUGAAUGGUCUCACAACUUUCGACCUUCAUAUAUGAGGCUAAGAGCAUCUCUACUUCGAGCUGAACUCAAUGUUAACUCCAUUCUUGCAAUGACAGCAACGGCAACUACUUCAACCAUGCAAGCAAUCAUGACUGCGUUAGAAAUUCCUUCUGACAAUCUUAUUCUAAGAACUACAGUAAGGACAAAUCUACAAUUGUCAGUGUCAAUGAGUACAAACAGAGUGAAAGAUCUACUGAGGCUAAUCAAGUCUUCUCCCAUAUCUGAAGUCCAGAGCAUUAUUAUCUACUGCAAGUUUCAGUUAGAAACUGAUUUAGUAAGCAGAUACUUGUCUGAUAAUGGCAUCUCCGCAAAGAGUUAUCACAGUGGUCUUCUUGCUAAAGAUCGCAAACGCAUACAAGAGAACUUUUGUUCAAACAAGAUUAGAGUGGUUGUUGCAACUGUGGCUUUCGGCAUGGGGCUUGACAAGAGGGACGUUGGUGCUGUAAUCCACUACAGCUUGCCGGAAAGCUUGGAGGAGUAUGUUCAAGAGAUAGGGCGUGCUGGUCGGGAUGGUAGAUUAUCCUACUGUCAUUUAUUUCUUGACAAUGACACCUAUUUCAAGCUUCGAAGUCUUAUGCACAGUGAUGGAGUCGAUGAAUACAACAUAAACAAAUUCCUCAGUGAAGUGUUCUCUGGUAACAAUAGUUUGUGUGGAAAGGUGUAUUCAAUAGUCAAAGAACCGGCAUCACGUAAAUUUGACAUGAAAGAAGAGGUGAUGAUUACUAUUCUGACAUACUUGGAGCUGGGAGAAAUGCAAUAUUUGCGCGUACUUCCUCAAUUAAAUGUGACGUGCUCUUUGAAUUUUCACAAGACUUCACCAGCGAUGCUUGCUGACAAAGAUAUCGUUGUUGCAGAAAUUUUGAAGAAGUCUGAAACUAAGCAAGGGCAGCAUGUUUUUGACAUGCUCACGGUGGUCAAUAGUAUUGGGAUUUCAGCUACCAGUCUCUCAAAUCAUUUGCAAAAUCUCAAGUUGAAGGGAGAAGUAACGUACGAGAUGAAGGAUAUGGCCUACUGUUAUACAAUUUUGAAAACCCCUGAAGAUUUUUGUUCUCUGUCAGCGCAUCUUAGAAAAUGGUUGUCCGAAAUCCAGACUAGUAAGCUUAGGAAGCUGGAUGCCAUGUUUGAUGCGGUGACUUCUGCUAUAAAUUUGUAUGGAAAGAAGACUCAGGCCUGCUGUAACUUUGAGCAGACUCCAUGCUUAGAAGAAAAGAUUUGUUCUUAUUUCCAGGAGGGUGAUACUUAUGAUACUCCAAAUAAAAUGAGCCAGAGCAGCCCAUUCCUCCGAGCAGAUAUAAAAGUUUUUCUACAGAGCAACUCACAGGCUAAAUUCACUCCCAGAGCCGUUGCAAGGAUUAUGCAUGGCAUUGGAAGCCCAGCUUAUCCAUCUACAAUUUGGUCAAGAACGCAUUUCUGGGGUAGGUAUACAAAUGUCAAUUUUGAGGCAGUAAUGGAAGCAGCGACGAUUGAGCUCGUGAAUAUUGUUGGGAAGGAUGCUGCAUCCUAGCUAUUUAUGAACAGAUGGAAACGCUAUGCAGUUGCGGGUUCAAAAUUCGGUCAUCAGUCUACCAUUGCCAUAAUUGACCUGCAACUUGCGGAAUGAGGGUAAAAAACAGAUGUUCCAUUUUGUUCUCCACUGAACCUAAUUGUCAUGAAUGCAAAUGACUUUAAGAAGGUAGAACAAUGGAGUCGGAGAACAUACACUCAUAUAUAAGAGAUGGAUCAUGGUUGCUCUCCUUCUCUUGUAUUCAAAUCAUUUACAAUAAGAGAGUAAGAGAUGGAGCAUCUUAAAUAUCAAUCUUUACAUGGUGAAGGGUUUUAUUUUUUUAUUUUAAAUUUUUUUAAUAAUUAUUAUUCUUGCAAAGUUUAAUCCACUGACCACUUGUAUACUGAGCCUUGGGGUACGAAACAUUCGAGAUUAUGCAAUAAAAACUUCUUUAAACUCUGCUCUUUGUUUUAGAACAACAAUAUACGAAAUGGAAGAUUCAAAUAUUAUCUUUUA
This is a messenger RNA of Cucumis sativus (cucumber), 3426 nucleotides long. RefSeq names its product ATP-dependent DNA helicase Q-like 5. Bases 73 to 2931 code for a protein of 952 amino acids. Gene Ontology annotation, biological process: double-strand break repair via homologous recombination. The record is from RefSeq and is a predicted model, not a curated record. NCBI's taxonomy places the organism in Eukaryota, Viridiplantae, Streptophyta, Magnoliopsida, Cucurbitales, Cucurbitaceae. The transcript has 20 exons. Gene Ontology annotation, molecular function: four-way junction helicase activity; ATP binding; nucleic acid binding. Gene Ontology annotation, cellular component: nucleus; cytoplasm; chromosome.